Molecule: messenger RNA, 1090 nt
Organism: Hibiscus syriacus
Lineage: Eukaryota; Viridiplantae; Streptophyta; Magnoliopsida; Malvales; Malvaceae
Product: leucine-rich repeat protein 1-like
Exons: 6
Coding region: 199-840 (213 amino acids)
Molecular function (GO): protein binding
Source: RefSeq, a predicted model, not a curated record
AAAAACCAGCAAAAGCUAAAGAGGUCCAUAUUUGUCGUUGCUAUUUCCAAAGCCGAUUCUACUUUAGAAAUUUGAUCAAAGUAAUAGAAUCUUAGAAGCGUGAACAAGUUUGCUUUUUAAUUUUUUUCUUCUACUUUUCUCAUAGCAUAAAAACCUAAUCCUAACACAGCAGCUACAAGCCUGCUACUAACAUCACCCAUGGCGGCACCGAUCUGGGCAUGGGCUUUUUCUGUAGCCAUAACACUUCUUCCUUGUGUUUUCGGAAACUCUGAAGGCGACGCUCUUUACACUUUGAGAAGAAGCCUAACGGAUCCCGAUAACGUGCUCCAGAGCUGGGAUCCCACCCUUGUUAAUCCCUGUACUUGGUUCCAUAUCACUUGCAAUCAAGAUAAUCGUGUCACUAGAGUAGAUUUAGGUAAUUCAAACCUAUCUGGGCAUUUGGUACCCGAGCUUGGGAGGCUUGAGCAUUUGCAAUAUCUAGAGCUUUACAAAAAUAACAUCCAAGGAACCAUCCCUACAGAACUUGGUAACUUGAAGAGCCUUAUUAGUUUGGACUUAUAUAAUAACAACAUCUCCGGCACCAUUCCUCCUUCCGUUGGGAAACUGAAGUCUCUAGUAUUCUUGCGAAUUAAUGACAACAGAUUAACUGGACCUAUCCCUAGGGAACUUGUUGGGAUUUCAAGCCUCAAAGUUGUUGAUGUCUCGAACAAUGAUUUGUGUGGAACAAUUCCUACCAGUGGACCAUUUGAACACAUUCCUCUGAACAACUUUGAGAAAAACCCUCGACUCGAAGGUCCGGAGUUGUUGGGGCUUGCUAGUUAUGACACAAACUGCUCUUGAAGAACAAAGUGAUGCUACAAAGCUUGGAAUUAGUUGUGUACUCAUAAGAUUUUAAGUGGAUUAUCACAAUGAAUAAUGAGGUUUGUGAAAUGCAAUCCCUCGUAUAAGUAUCUGUAAAUCAAAAUUUAUUAGCAUUUGUAACUGAAACUAUCACGCUCUUUCCUAAGAUGUACUAGAUAAACUAGUAUUUGAUGUAAUAGUAGCGACAUGUUUACUCCUGUUGUGCAUCCUUAAGAUAGGUUCCCACUUA